UUUAUAACCCAUCACUCCCAUCUCACUGCUCUCACUCAUUCUUGCUGUUUCAACCUGGAAUGGACACAUUUGUUUUCUUGGGAACGAAACUGCGCACUUGCUGACACAAUGUUAUUCCACUUUUUCGUAAAAAAAAAUUGAAUUUAACUAGCACUUCUGGAUUUUAAGUUUUGUUUUCUGGGGGGUAGAUUCUACUAAUGUUCAUUUAAAUUGGGACGUGGACUUAUUUUUGUGUCUAAAGGAUGAGUUUUGCUUGCAGUUUGUAAAACAUUCCUGUUAGCAUGCUUUUGCUGUCACUCACAGCACAAGUGAAGAAACUGAUGAACAUCUUUAUUGAUUGAAAUUGGGAUUCAAUUUCAAUUUGAUCAACCCAAUAUCAAAAAGAAGGAUAACUGGAUAUCACAGGACUAUGAACUGAUAUGCGGGGAUCAUCCCCAGACUCCGGACCAGAAACAUAAACCAACACCACAACAGACAGACAGAUCACUUCGACCGUAGAGACGGGCAGCGUGCUGUCCAAAGACCCAGCCUGACGGACAGAGACGGACGGACACGGAGACGGACAGACAGACAGACAGUCUGAUGCCAACUGUCUCCACUGUCAAUCUCACGGCACCACUCCUCCUCCUGUUGCUAUGGGCAACCCACCCCACCAUGGCAACAAACUGGCUUUCCCUUUCCAAACCUGAGCCAUUCUACCACUCCCCACCUUUUGUGUCCCAGCUCCCUGGCGAGGCUGCCUCGCUCCAGGCCCGUGUCCGGUGCUGCCCCAUGUGCGCGGCUGAGGGGGCUGACCCCAGGGCAGGUGGGGGUGUGCAGGGCGCGAGGGGAGGUCAUGGAGUCCGUACGCAAGGCAGCCGAGAUGGUCAUAGAGGAGUGCCAGCACCAGUUCAGGAAUCGUCGCUGGAACUGUUCCACCACCCCACGUGGGAUCAAUGUAUUUGGCAGAGUCAUGAACCAAGGGACUCGUGAGGCGGCCUUUGUGCAUGCUUUGUCCUCAGCGGCCGUGGCAGUGGCUGUGACCCGAGCCUGCACCCGCGGGGAGUUGGAGAGGUGUGGCUGUGACAGGAAGGUCAGGGGGGUCAGCCCCGAGGGUUUCCAGUGGUCAGGGUGCAGUGACAACCUGUCCUACGGUGUGGCUUUCUCCCAAACAUUUGUGGAUGAACCAGAAAAAGCCAAGGGGCUGUCAGCAGGGCGACCACUCAUGAACCUCCAUAACAACGAGGCUGGUCGAAAGGCCAUCCUUCACAACAUGCAGGUGGAGUGCAAGUGUCAUGGCGUCUCUGGCUCCUGUGAGUUGAGGACCUGCUGGAAGGUUAUGCCUCCAUUCAGGCGCGUCGGCGUUGUGCUUAAGGAACGCUUUGAUGGAGCCACAGAGGUUCGCCUGACUCGUAUAGGAUCCAGGACAGCCCUGCUCCCCCGUGACCUGCAGGUCAAACCCCCUGCUGCCAGAGACCUUGUGUACCUUGCACCCUCCCCAGAUUUCUGCCAUCUCGACCCUGACAACGGUAUCCCUGGGACUGCUGGUAGGAGAUGUAACGGAACCUCUCGGCUGGCACCAGAUGGCUGCGAGCUGGUGUGCUGCGGGCCGGGCUACAGAGCAGGCCGGGCUGAGGUGGUGCAGCGCUGCUCUUGCAAGUUUUCCUGGUGCUGCUCAGUCCGCUGCCAGCAGUGCAAGAACACAGUCACCAUUCACACCUGCAGAGUCUAAGAGGGGCCAAACAAGACCAAACCCCCUGCGCAGAAAGACCUGAACAAACCACUAGACAGACACUUGUGAACACAAGAUGGGAUAAGGACUACUUAGACAAUAACAGUUUUUAAUUCACACCUUUAGCACCAAAUUAUCUUAAAUUCAGGCCAAACGCAGUCUUAAUUUAACUAAUUCUUGACUGAAGCGGUGAGGCCAGAGUUAAGUUUGAGGAUUCUGUUGUAAACGCUGCAAAGUUAGAGUACAUGUAAAAACAAAGACAAAGCAUCAACAGUACGUAAGGUACAAACAAAAAUCACCUUCGAGGCGGACACACUCAACAGUUAAUCUCACAUUGAACUGACAAAGCUUUUAAAGCUGAACUUAACCAGAACUAACAGGGAACCAUUGCAGCACUAUUUUUAUUUUAUGCAAACUAUUCGUGUUGUGUCAUAGACUAACAGGUCUUUGAACAUUUACUGUAUUUAUGUCUUCUUCUCUAUUCUGGUUUAUUUAUUUAUAUAUCUGUGUCUUGGCUUCACUUCAGCCUCCAGUAGUGACAUCUUAAAUAGCAAUAACUUUUACUUACUUCAGUGUCUGUCUUGUGUUUUGUCCCUCACCUUCGUGUGAAACUCUUCUGUAUGUUUCUGCACAAGCAGUGCUUUUAGGUCUGUUCAAAGAAAUCUAAUAAAUACAGUAGUUUUAUCCAAAAUAUGUGUUUCUUGAGUUUCUUAUUGACCAGACAUGUAUAAGAUAUUGUCACACUUGAAAUCCCUGACUAAGGCACAUAGGUUAGCUGCGAAGUUAAAGGUACCCUGUGGAGUUUUUGACCACUAGAGGCACUGUGGAGCAAUGUUUUGAUGAUCGGGUGCCUGUUUUAAGGCUGCUUUUCCAGGUUGCUCAUGAGCAAACAUAGUUUGGAGACAUUUAUGGGCUGUUUCUUUUACAUUUAUGCAGGUUUUUGGAUUACAUUUAUGUGUUUUUUCUUUUCCACUUGGGUGAUACACAUUCCUGCCAACUGUAUAGGGUGGUAAAGCAAGUGUGUUGUGCAUGCAAGCCGUAAAACACAGAUUGACUGUUGGUGCAGUGACAUGCCAAAAACCUUGCCAUGCACCAGCAAAAGGAGGGGAAGAAGACUGCUAGCUGAUGUAAAUAAUGCAAAAUAAAGUUUCAAAAUAUUCAAAGAUUGGCUUUGUUUUAUGAAGAACGAAAUGCAUGUAACACAUGUCAGGUCUCAAGGAUACACACAAUAUUUUAGUGAGAAACACUGAAAGUAAACAUAGCUGUUUGUUCAUAAGAAAAACUCCACACAAAACCAUGUCUUUUCAUAUUUUUGUGCAUGCAACAUUCUCCUUCAAACAUACAAAACAAUGGCUACUUUACAUGUCAUGAAACCAUUUUAUUAAAAAUAUCCUGUGAUUACAAACACCCAAAAAUUGACUAGCAAAAGUUUAACAUCUCAAUCUCUAUCAAGAUUAAGAUGUAUUCAAAAUAUUACAUCUUAAUUUGUUAUAUUAUCAAUUGAUCAAAGUUGGUAGUCUAGCAAUAAAAAAAGAUCUUGAUAAAAUAAAAACUCAAGUUUCAAAAUGAAUAACUGCUAAAAACAAAAUCCCAAAACAGAGGCACAGAAUUAAUACAAUAUACACAAAAGAAGAAUAAAAUAGAAAUUCAUAAGUCAACUGUAGAAGGGAAAUUGGUGAAAAUGCACUUGGCCUCCCUAGAAGGAAUGGAUUGGAAGAAAGUAACUAUUACGGACAUUUACCUUUGUUUGGAGUGACAAUAUGAAUGAAUUGUGCUUUCAUUAUUCAAUCCAAAAGGGUCAGAAAAGAAAGUAAAUAGAGUACCACUUAACAUUAAGUUGCCCCUUUAAAUGUACUAAUUAAAGUUCACUAAAAAACUUAAUGUUAAAAGUGUUUCCCCAUUUAUAUUCCUUACACUGGGUUUAAAAGCCCAUAGAGGUCACAAUAAGUAAAACACAGAGGAGGCCAAAGGCAACUAGAUAAAAGAAUCUUUGUUUUUGUUUUUUUUGUUUUUUUAAAUGGAGCAACAGUGACAGGCAGGGGGGGCCUGCCCCACCUGAAUAUUUGUAGAGAGAACACUGCAAUUUUAAAAGCUUUCAGAAAAGGAGAUAGGUGACACUUACUGCAUGCUGAAGGUUUGCUCC
Messenger RNA from Siniperca chuatsi (mandarin fish), 3854 nucleotides. RefSeq names its product wingless-type MMTV integration site family, member 4b (gene wnt4b). The coding region runs from base 836 to 1711 and encodes 291 amino acids. Gene Ontology annotation, biological process: neuron differentiation; multicellular organism development; cell fate commitment. The record is from RefSeq and is a predicted model, not a curated record. Lineage: Eukaryota; Metazoa; Chordata; Actinopteri; Centrarchiformes; Sinipercidae. The transcript has 9 exons. Gene Ontology annotation, molecular function: frizzled binding; cytokine activity. Gene Ontology annotation, cellular component: extracellular region.